Aptenodytes forsteri (emperor penguin) is the source of this 7303-nucleotide messenger RNA. RefSeq names its product spectrin repeat containing nuclear envelope family member 3 (gene SYNE3). Gene Ontology annotation, cellular component: nuclear outer membrane; cytoplasm; meiotic nuclear membrane microtubule tethering complex. The coding region runs from base 161 to 3031 and encodes 956 amino acids. NCBI's taxonomy places the organism in Eukaryota, Metazoa, Chordata, Aves, Sphenisciformes, Spheniscidae. Gene Ontology annotation, biological process: nuclear migration. The transcript has 18 exons. The record is from RefSeq and is a predicted model, not a curated record. Gene Ontology annotation, molecular function: actin filament binding.
CGUGCUGCCAGCCGUGCCGAACCACUGUCAUAACGCCCAGCGGAGGGCAGGCUGGAUUGCACUUGCUGAGCUGGAAACCCAUCGGGGGACUUUGAAAUCGCCACAGACUUUUACCUGCCCUUUUUUCCAGAAUUCCCACAAUUUUGCUUCUUCGAAUGCAAUGACUCAGCAGCUACAGGAUGAAUUUGACAGUAGUGUGGAGAAUGCAGAAGCUUGGAUGAAGGCCAUCCAAGAGAGACUGAGGAUCAAUGACAACACCAAGGGACCUCGAUCUGCCCUAGAAGCCAGACUGAGAGAGACUGAGAAAAUACGUGCACUGGAACCAGAAGGCAGCUUGAAAAUGGACUUGAUUCUUGUGAAGGCAGAUGCUGCUCUUCGCAGCAUCAGUGAGGAUAAGAAGCACGAGGUACUAUCUAAACUGAAAGACAUUAAAGCCUUGUGGGAAGAGACAGCCAUAUACAUUACUCACUGUCACAGCCGUAUUGAGUGGGUCUGGCUGCACUGGAGUGAGUACCUGAAAGCCCAAGAUGAGUUUUACGCAUGGAUUCACAACAUGAGGGUGACCUUGGAGCCUGACAUUGAGUUGCAGCUUGGCUUAAAGGAGAAGCAGUGGCAGCUGAGCCAUGCUCAGGUUCUGCUGAAUGAUGUCUUAAAUCAGUCAGUCCUGCUGGAAAGGCUGCUAGAGGAAGCUGCUUCCUUGUUCAACAGGAUAGGUGACCCCAGCGUUGAUGAGGAUGUUCAGAAGAAAAUGAGGGUGGAAUAUGAAGGAAUCAGGGAAGAAGCUCAGAGCAGAGUGAAACUGCUUGAAAAGAUAACCAAGGAACAUGAGCGGUACAGCGCUAACGUCAACCAGUUUCAAUCGUGGCUGAAUGAUGUGACAGAAAGAUUAAACUGCUGCAUUGGAGAAGCAACCAAGUCUUCAGCAGAGGACAAGUUAAAGGCACUGAAGGAAAUUGCCAAAAACAUUAGGAGCGGUGGAAAGAAAUGGAAGCACCUUGAAAAUCAGUGUGCAGAGGUGAUUCAGAAUACCUCCCCACUCGGAGCUGAGAGAAUCAAGGAUGAACUCGAAGAGCUAGGAAAAGCCUUGGAGAAGUUGAAACUGCUGAGUAGUGAGGAGGAGGAGAGAUUGCUCAAGAUCCAACAGUCAGAACGUGCCUACAAGUCCCAAGCCAGACAAUUAGAAGCAGAUGUCCAGGAGCUGAAAAAAGACCUACAGAGACUAGAAAAUGACCUGGACCCUGGGGAAGGGGAAAAGACUGAAGAUGAGUUUGUAACUCUGUGGAGAAAAUGCAAUGCAACGAGAGCAGCUCUGGCUGCAGAAGAGUCCAAGGUUGAGAGGCUGAAGGCUCAGCUUAAGGAACUGCUACGGUUUUCCCAAGAUGUGCAGCCACAUGCUGAGAGUGUUGUCUCUGCAAUACAGCAGUAUCAAAGUGUUAGAGGCAAGACAUCUAAAAUGAGCACUGAUACAGAAACCCAACUGAGAAGACUCUUCCAAAAUCCUCUGCAAGAUUUUGAACAGUGGAAGCCAUCGGUCCAGAUGCUCCUGGAGACUCCGGAGCCAGCUCUGGCUCACAUUGAGGCUGCUCUAGCUGAAAGCUCCCAGUUCAAAGAGAAGUUGAUGACAUUACAGCUGAAGAAAGAUUUACUAAACAAUAUCCUUGGUGAGGAAAAAGCAAAGUCUUUCCUGCAAGAAGUAGCUGAAGCUUCAAAGGAGAGAGAAAUUCUACACAAGAGUCUGCUGCAAAGCAAGAGCAAACUCCAGAAUUUGAUAUCGCAACAUGAGGACUUUGAUGCUGGUUUCACACCUUUGCAGAAGAAACUAUCUGCCAUCAAAGCCAAAUUAGAUCUAGAGAAGGAACCACGGCCUGACCUCUUGGGUAAAAAGACACAACUCCAGAGACUCCAGAUGAUCCAAGAUGACUUGGCAGAGCUUGCAAUUCAAAUGGAAGAGAUAGAGAAGCUUGUUCAGUCAAAUACCACACACAGGCAUGAAAUGAACCAACUUUCAUCUGACUCUCAGGCCCUGAAGAGAUCAUUGGAGAUGAUGAUACAGCAGAGUGAAGAGCACGUUCAGAAGCAUUGGGCAUAUAAUGACAAACUCUCUGACCUCCAGCAGUGGAUCACAGUAACCACAGAGAAGAUUGACUCCUACCAGGGUGCUGAUGGAGAGCAGAACACCGAGGGCAGGGUGGCAGACCUUGAGAGAUGGCUAGCUGAGUUUCCAGAUAAGGAGAUCCAGCUGCACCUUGUGGAAGCUCAUGGCCAGCUGGUCAUGGAGAAUUCUUCCCCAGAGGAGACUACCCAUGUCCAGGCAGAGCUGGAUCAGCUGAAGGAGUCGUGGAGAUCACUGAAGGAGAUGGCAACUGGUCUUCUCAAAAAGUGGCAGUUAAAUAGACCGGUGGCUGAUAAGAAGAAAAUAGUAUUUGUGGACAGCAGAUGGAUGUCUGGACCUGCCUUCCAUCCUUUAGAUGUAGACCCCAAUCAUAAGCAGGAGAGGAUAGAAGGGCAAAAUACGAGCAGCCACUUGAAGCUCCUACGCGACUUUGAAGAGUGGUUACAAGGUGAAAACACCAAACUGACAAAAAUUCUUGCUGUGACUUCAUCUUCCACAGAGGAAAUUAAGGCACGACAGAGCAAACUGGAGGAGCUGCAGUCUUGUGUGCCUGAUGGUCAGCGUCUCUUUGAGGACCUCCUUCAUCUUCAUCCUGUCACUGGAAACUCUGAAGAUCUGGAGGACCUGCGUUACCGAUGGAUGCUCUACAAAUCUAAACUGAAAGAGUCCAUGAGUUCACUGAGUCCUGGAUCUUCAGUAGAAACAGACAGAUUCAGAAAGAAGCGCUCUGGAGGCAUUUGCUCAUUCCUGCAUCGAGUGUGCUGGGCAGCACUACCGUUGCAGCUGCUCCUCUUGCUCCUCCUGCUCCUGGCCUUCCUCCUGCCCCUGGCAGAGGAGACCCACAGCUGCACGCUGGCCAACAACUUUGCUCGGUCCUUCAACCUGAUGCUGAGAUACGAGGGCCCACCUCCAACUUAACUUCUUGGCGUGGCACGAGGUGACUCUCAGAAAUAUAGACUCUUUUUUUUUUUAACAGUUGCAAGUAUUGUAGAUUUUAGGGCUUCUAACAAGGCCAUCAUAUCAACUGGAUAGGUGACAUAAAUGCGACAUAAGAUUAAUCCACUUUAAUCAGGUAUUUGAGCAAAUUUAAUAUUUUUACAAUAUUUUAUUAUAAUAUUUAUAAUGUGUACAUAGAGAUUGUGUAUGUGUAUGUAUGUACAUAUAUAUAUAUAAAAAAAUGCAUAUCUGUGGUCAAACUAACAUCCACCAUCCACUCAUCCACUGUUUGGAGAUAAUCCUACAAUGUUUCUGUUUCUACCAUCUUUCAGCAAGGAAUACUGAAUGAUGGUUCGGUUGUGGGGUUUUGGGGUGAUUUUUAAAAUCAUUCUUGUUUACAACCGAAGUCAGAGCAAGUAUGAGAAGAUGUGGGCACGCAGCAGAGUGCAAACUGGAGAGCAGGUAGAGCAGAAUCAUGUUUGAAUACAAUGGUUGGCAUUCAGCCCAAGGAAAAUUGGGACUAUUCUAUUUGAAAUCUUGAGCUGUUUUUUUCAGUAUCUGGAUGCAGGGAUUGCAGAAGGUAAUGGAAAUGUUUCCACUGACUUCAGUAGGAGUGGGGGUGGGCCUCAUCUUGUUCUCAUUUUUUACCAGAUUUCUCUUCCAAUUACUGUGUUCUCCAGCCUACCUGAAUCAGGAGAGGUAGAAUACAGUAGGAAGAAAACUGGAAAAGAGAAUAUAUUUUUUUUAACAUCUCUAUAGCAGGAGAACUUUUAAAAUCAGGUCAUAGUUUUCUGAACAAAUUUGUGAGCACUGAACAAAACCUUGUAUCAGUGGUCUUGUCUUUAAAAAGCAGUGGGGUUUUUUUGUUUGUGGUUUUUUGUGGUUUUUUUUUUUUUACUUUAUAAAGAGGCAUUUGGUAAUGGAUCAUAAAGCCUGAACAGUGGGAUGCAGCCUGGCUUAGUGUCAGCAAAGCAAAAGUCAGAAGUACUUUAAUAAUACCACCCUGGAAACAAGAUUCCUUCCUAGGAUGUUUUUAUAUUAAUGGUUUGUUAAACUGAUGUAAACUGAUUGUAUCAAAGACAGUCAAGCCUAGAUUUCUAUAUAGUCUAAACUCUAAGAUGAUGACAACUUGUCAUUUAUUUACCUAACAUUAUGCCUGAUUUAUCAAAUUUUUGAAUGUACAUUUUAACAUUGCCUUUUAAUGUAAAAACAAUUCUCACUUUACUGUGAUGAAACCAUUCUUAGUGGUGUUUUACCUAAUUGACUCCUGAGAGAAAAGGUAAUUUCUAAAAUUCUGUACCAUUGCUGAGAGCUAUAUUUUAUUUUCUUAUCUUUUUAGCCACAGUAGUAAUCAUGCAAAAAAAAUUUAACCGAAGAAAUAGCUACUUUUCCCAUCCUGGCUAUUUUGUGGGAGGAACUUGUCUUCUGGGUACCAGUAUGGUGUAUUCAGUGUUGUUUUCCAAAUAAGUUCCAAAAUAAUAUUAAAUCUGUUGUGCAGGUAAGUUAUUUAGUAGCUGAGGGACUGAAGGAGGAACUCAUACUUCUUCAACAGAACCAUGAAAGUUUUGCUAAAGAAGCAAACUUGGGUAGAAUAGGGAGGCGUAGCAGCAAGGAGCUCAUUAUAGGCACAGAAUGAGGGAGAACAGGCAGAUGUGAAAGAGGACUAGCUAAAGAUAGAGAAGAGAGGUGUCAAACAAUUUAUAAAGCCCAAGAAAAGUAGUCACGAUGAAUGCAGAGGACAAGAAUACAGGCUCUAUGGAGGAAAAAUCUCUGAAUCUUUUUGGUUCCUUCUCCCUGCUACAGUAUUGGUACUAUUGCAUAUUAAACAGCUUUUCUCCAGUAAGGUUUAAAAUGGGGCAAGUAACAAGGACUCUACCAGUGUUCUGAGGAGACUCUUCCACUGCCAGGACUCUGUCACUGUGUUCCUAAUAAUGCUUCCGACUACACUGGGUUUGCUAGAGUUGGAUAAAAAUGCCAAAAUUCUACUAAAAGUGGAAAGGAGAGAGGAAAUUAGAGGAAAGAGAGCAGGGAUGGUGAAGGUAUUCAGGUAGAGCGCAAGGGGAGUGUGCGGAGGAUCUGAACUGAUGUGGAUUAAAACCUGACUGUCAGGAGGUAGCAGAAGAGCUCUAGAGAGCAGGCAGAGGGGGGCUGAAAGCAGAAAGGUGAGGAGAGAGGAUGUAUGCUGAGCGAUAAGACAUUCACAUCUAAAUGGGAAGCGAAGGAAGGUAAGGCCUGUGAUUUCUUUCAUGAAGGAGCCAGAUGGAGAGGAGCUAUAAUUCAUCAGAGAAUGGGGCAAAUUAAUUCCUUGUUUGCAACGGUUCUUUCUGGUGGUGAAGGACGUACCUCCUUUUCUCCUUUGAUUAGCUGUGCAAAAGCCAUGCACGUUCCUGCAGUGCUCCUCUAAAAAUUGCUGCCAGCCCUGAGGGAAGAAACCCUCGUGGCUGUGCAGCAAGGAGCUAAUCAUCACACACAUCUCCAUUUCAAAUUAAAUGCUCCAGCAGAAAAGAAGAGUGGGGGAAGAGGGGCAGUAACAAAACCUGCUGUGUGUGGCUGUGUAUAUGUGUACUUGUGCAUGCACUUUUCUGUGGCGUAGCUACAUUGCACUUCUCUGAGUUUUGCUGAGCCGUUCCAGGUGAUGAAAGUAAAAUGCCAGUGAGAAAGUAAAAAUAACGAGGAAAAAUAUAGCCACAAGAGAAAAUCAGUAGGGAGAUAGACAAGUUUUUUCUAUGAAAGCACAAAAUCUCACAUCAGAUUUCUUUCUGCCCAGCCUUUCUGAUCUGGAUGAUUUUUAUGGGUUCACAAAUGCAUUUGACACCACAGGAGUAUGCAACUGGGGGAAAAAAUUUCUACACAGAGGACCAUAACAGAACAACUGCAUCGUCACCUUGAUUUUACAGUGUUGUGGCAGGUUUAAAAAAACCACUAAAUUAGAAACACACUUUUGCUGCUGGGUUUGCAUUCAAUUUAUUCUAUAAGUCCCCUGUCUGUAGUCUUGGCAUUUUUUGCUUUAAAUCUCAGCAAAUCCAUUCUCAUUAAUUUUGGUAUCUAAAUAUCUCACAUAAGUGAUGAAUCUUUCUACUUCUUCUCAACAGAAACUAUCCAAAGCACAGGACUUUGAUGUUCAUUUCACUCAGAACAAUUUCACUCUUCCAUAAUGUCAUUGACCUCACCUGUCCAACGCAGGUGUGAGAUUUUUCUAAGAAAGAAAGAAUUUUUAAAAAAUCACAGAAGUAAGCUUGAAAUGUAAAUCCAAAAUUUACUUUCUUUUUUAUUAUCUUGUUUUUCUUCUGAAAAGUUUGUGAUACUGAUUCCUGGAAGUGUGUGUAAAUAUUAAUCAAGUCAGUAAUUGGAAUAAUGAAAACAAACUGCCCAGUUCAACUUCCAGGAAACUGUACAAAGCUCAGAUUCCUCAAAACACAGACUAAAUCAUACUGGUUCCAAAUCAGUCCUUAAAAUUUGAGCACUGUUCUUCAUGCCUGAAUCUUUGCUCACACAUGAGUUAGGGGUUACACCCUCACUUUUGCGCCUAUAAAAUCUCCAGCUUACAUAUCUCUGACAUCCAUACGUAACCCAGAUGUGUUACAGCUCAGCUUUGGAUUGGGGCUGCUGCCUUAAGACAUCCCUUGCCAAAAACCUAGGAUGCACAAAACAGGUAAGCAUCCAUGACUGAGGGCUUGAACUACUUCAACCCAGAUCCAACCACUGUCAGAGUGUGCUAAAACCCUCUAAAAUAGAUUGAAUAUGUUUGAGCUUAUAAGUUGUUUGUGCAUCUGGCUCAGGCCACAUAGCCUAUACUGCAUGCAGAUACUCAGCCAGUUCACAGAGCAGAGCUCUAGUGCAUCUCUCCAAGCUCUUUUGCCUGCACUGUUGGACCCAGUGUUUGAUUGACCACAUUAAUGACCCUUCAGCGUUGAAGGCAAAAUCCUGCACUCCAGUACCCAUGCAUUAAAGUAAGAAUUCUGCACAGCCCCAAAGGCACGCUUCAAACCCAGCUUUGGAGUGAAAGCAAGCCUAAUUUUUAAAUUGUAAUUGAUUUUGUAGCCGGAUGCUUUCAACAGAAUUUUCCAUGACUGCAAUACAGCGAGGUAGAAAACUGCUAUUGUGCCACAUGUCUAUUAAUAGCCCUUUCUCUGAUUCCAGCUAGCAAUUUAGAUUGUGUUAAAUUUUGUUUAUAUAUGCCCUCUCCAGAAAUCUCUGUAUGAAAAACAUGUUCAGUUCUAUGCACACACAUUAAAAACGUAUUCCCCUGUUAGC